AUGACGAACAUGGCGGCCCCGUGCCUCCUCGUGCUCGUGCUCCUCUACUUCCUCGCCGGUGGAGGACGUGCAUCCCGACCACGCACGAGCCAAGUCGCGCCUCUUUUUUAUGGUAUGAAUCUGUUCUUCCUCUUCUUCAGGGCACAAGGUCAAUCAGAGCUACAUGGCAAUGGCGCAGAGCUACAUGGUAAUGACGCAGAGUUACAUGGCAAUGGCGCAGUGCUGAAAAGAGUUGAGGUGCCCCAGGAUUUGGGAGGGAUUUCGCCCAAGGAGGUGCUGCGGCAUGAGGGCAAGGAGGUGAUACUUGUGGAUGAUAAUGACAGCGGGCAGGAAGAUGGUGGGGAGGGUAAAGUGGAUGAGAACGCACCGCGUGUUGGGCUGAGAUUCAAAACUUAUGAUGAUGCUCUCAAGUACUAUAAACAAUAUGCUGAGGAUUCUGGGUUUUCAGCGAUCAUUCUGAAGUCAUCGUAUUUAAAGUCAGGGGUGUGCCGAAGGUUGGUGAUUGGAUGUAGUCGAGCUGGGAGAGGGAGAGCAAAUGCGUGCUAUCUAUCGAGAGAGUCGACCAAGAUAAAUUGUCCAGCAAGGAUCUCUUUGAAGUUAAGGCAAGAUAGAUGGCUUCAUAUUGAUGAUGCUAAGCUCGAGCACAACCAUCCACUAAACCAGUUCUCUACAUCACUCAUUAAUUGUUAUAAAAAGCUAACAGAUGCCAAGAAUGGGGGAUCUGCCUCACGACUGAAGGGUCACAGGAACAUUCCAGCUGAAAAAGAGCAAGGUAACUUCACAGAGAUAGGAAGGCUUAAAUUUGGGGAAGGAGACGAUGAAUAUAUCCAGAAGUUUUUUGGGAAUAUGCAGAACAAGAAUCCUUACUUCUUCUACUUAGUAGAUUUGGAUAAUCAGGGCCGAUUGAGGAACUUAUUCUGGAGUGAUGCUAGGUCACGGGCAGCGAAUGAUUACUUUGGUCAUGAUGUUGUUUACUUUGAUACCUCAUACUUGACAGAAAGAUAUGAUUUGCCACUUGUUUUCUUCACUGGGAUGAAUAACCAUGGUCAGCCUGUUCUGUUUGGUACUGGUUUACUGUCAGAUCUAAGUGCUGAUAGUUAUGCUUGGUUAUUUAGAGCAUUUUUAUCAUGUAUGAAGGGUCUCUGCCCAAAGGCAAUCAUCACUGAACAUUACAAUGCUAUUUUAGAUGCUGUUCAAGAAGUUCUCCCUGAAGUUAGACAUCGCCUUUGCCUGUAUCGUAUUAUGAAAGAUGUAGCAGAGAACUUGAAAGAACAUGCAGAGUUUAAAACAAUCAAGAAAGCACUGAAGAAAGUAACAUAUGGGUCUUUGAAGAUCCCAGAGUUUGAAACGGACUGGAAGAAGAUUAUCGAGGAACAUGGACUUGGAGAAAACGGGUGCCUCAGUUCCCUUUAUGAGCAUCGCCAACUCUGGACACCUGCAUAUCUGAGAGAUAAAUUCUGGGCAGGGAUGUCUAUUUCACAGCGUGGGGAGUCUAUUUCCUCGUACUAUGAUGGGUUUGUGUACCCAAAAACUUCUUUGAAGCAAUUUUUCAGUAAAUAUGAGAUGAUAUUAGAGAACAAAUACAAGAAGGAAUGGCAAGCAGAUGAAGAAUCUUCCCAUAGGUCUCCAUUGACUGUAACAAAAUUCUACAUGGAAGAGCAGCUGGCCAAAGCCUACACAAUAAACAUGUUCAGAAAAUUUCAAGAUGAGUUGAAAGCAACGAUGUAUUGCGAUGGUAUGCCAAUUAAAGUUGAUGGCCGACUUGUUACUUUUGAAGUGAAAGAAUGCUCAUACAUGGAAGAUGGAAAGGACACAGAGAGCAGGACCUAUGAAGUUUACUUUUGUAAAGAAGAGCCCAAAGUUGAAAUUGAGUGUGAAUGUGGUUUCGUUCAGUUCACUGGCAUCCUGUGUAGACAUGCACUGUCUGUGUUGAAGUUGCAGGAGAUAUUUGAGAUCCCAAAAGAUUAUGUUCUUGAUCGCUGGAGAAGGGACUAUAAGAAAUUAUAUUCUAAUGCAAAGAAACCUAAUGAAAUGCCCCUUAGUGACAUUGUUGAGCGCUCUGAUUAUUUGUUCACACAAUGUAGUCAGCUGCUCAAUCUAGGGUUUGUAUCUGAGAGUAGGUACCUUGUUGCUCUGAAGUUACUUAGAGAAGCGGAAAGAUCUCUUCUGGAUGAUGGACUGCCUGCUAGAGACAGGCAGCCAAUGCUUCUUUCCUUUGAGGCUGAUGCACCAGAAAAUGGUCAAGGCCUUUUUAAUCCUCAGUUUUCAGAGGGAGUAAAGAAUUCUCAGUCAGCCCAUGCAAAGCGCUGUGGUCGGCCACCGAAGAAAGUGACAGAAUCUAAUGAUGAUACCGUAACACAGCCAAAUAAAGAACAGGAUUUCCUACGGUCAUCAUUUGUCACAGACAAUACAAAUAUGAUCCAAGGGCCGUCUUCUGCCUCCCAUCUUGAAGGUCCUCACAUGGGAGUGCAAGGAGGCAUUGAUUUAAUGGAAGGAAUACCAAAUCUCUCAUUUGGUAAUCAUUUUGGAAUGGAUAUUAAUCACCAACAUCAAGUGCCCAGCCACCAAAGGAUGCAGCAGAACAAUUUCAUACAGGUGCAGGCAGAACCACAUGGGUUUGGGAAUCAGUGGGUUUACCACCCAAUGUUGCAGGAUAAUCCAGUGCUAAGAACUCCUACGCGAAGAGCAGGGUAG
Molecule: messenger RNA, 2694 nt
Organism: Miscanthus lutarioriparius
Lineage: Eukaryota; Viridiplantae; Streptophyta; Magnoliopsida; Poales; Poaceae
Source: the annotation of a GenBank genome assembly